UUUGGGGGGCACAUGCCGAACCUCGCGCGUGUCAUCCCCGAUCGAUACGGCAACGAAAUUGUUAAAUUUCCGCGUGAAUUCCGACACACAUUUACUCUCAUUGAAUCAUGGGCUCCGAGAAGAAGCGAAAGAGGCGCGAGUCUGAAGGAGUAGUUGAGGAGACCCCUGACCGUCCUGACAAGGCGGAGCGAAAGCGUUUGAAGAAGUUGGCACGUCUGGCAACCAAGGAUGACAAGGCCAAUGGCUCAGCUCACAAAACCAAAGAGCCGGAAGCCGAGGACGUACCUGAAGUUCCUGCCCUUGUCUCCCCCAUCGCUACGCCCAUGGCAGGACGUAAACUCACAAAGAAGCUGUUCAAGUUGAUCGGUCAUGCUGCGAAGGAGAAGGCGAUUUGCAGAGGCAUCAAAGAGGUAGUUCUUGCCAUUCGAAAAAGCCAAAAGGGUGUAGUCAUAAUGGCAGGUGAUGUGUUCCCGAUAGAGGUGAUCGCUCAUCUGCCGGUGGUCUGCGAGGAAGCGAACAUUCCCUACUGCUUUGUCUCCAGAAAAACGGAACUAGGGGCGGCGGGGCUUACAAAACGACCAACGAGCGUUGUGAUGGUUUCGGAAAAGAAAUCAGGAGGUGAUGUAAAACAAGAGUUGCUGGAGAUUAAGGGAGAAGUAGCUGCUAUUCAAAACUUGUUUUAAGUCAUGGGAUGUGUCACUCGUUUUGUGGAUGGCAGAGUAAAUAUCAUUCGAUAUUCGUCUGAAAGAAAAUGACUUCACAAUAGCCUCGUGGGACACCAUGCUCGCAAGUCAAGAUGGCUAUAGCGCCUGCAUACAUGCUACCAAAGCCAGGCAUUAUUUGGAAAAUCUGCACAACCUAAUGAAGCCGCGAUGAUUGCCCCGCUGCCGACGAAGUCCUGUCUGCGUUGCUGGUGGCCUUCAUCCACAGUCACAAACAAUCGACCAGGCACGGUUGGACAGUGCCGACACUUUACUGGACUGAUAUGUGCCUGAGUUUG
Chondrus crispus (carragheen) is the source of this 1000-nucleotide messenger RNA. RefSeq lists its product as hypothetical. Gene Ontology annotation, molecular function: box H/ACA snoRNA binding. The coding region runs from base 108 to 683 and encodes 191 amino acids. The transcript has 4 exons. Gene Ontology annotation, cellular component: box H/ACA snoRNP complex; nucleolus. The record is from RefSeq and is a predicted model, not a curated record. Gene Ontology annotation, biological process: snRNA pseudouridine synthesis; rRNA pseudouridine synthesis. Lineage: Eukaryota; Rhodophyta; Florideophyceae; Gigartinales; Gigartinaceae.